AUUCAAGGUAAAUGUGCAGACGCAUGAAUGGGUGGGUGUGUUGCUGACCUCUGAUUUUUCACAGUAAGUGGUGUGGCUCGGAGUUCCCGCUUGGGAGACACAUGGAUUGAUUUGAGGGGGUAGAAGUAGUUGACUCUUUGCAGACAGGAGAAUUUCCCCAAAAGGAAGGGUCUCUGAAUCCCAAGCCUUGGCGUUUUCUAAGCCCUGUGAUUACGGGUGAAGGGCAAGUGAGCAAGGAAGGCGGAAAGCAAAAGGCAACUGAGCUGUGGAAGGUAAGGAUGCUCUCCUUGGUCAACACAGGUUGGCAGCAAUGACUUGCCAGGUCUUCAGAUGGGGCUGCUCCCUGUCCUACCUGGAGAUGCCAGUGGGGAUCGAACCAGGGACAGGUACUCUGCCACUGAGCAAAGGUCCUUCCCCAAGGUUGAUGGGAGUCAUCAGAGACCAACCAACUCUGGAGGGCCACCACGGGUUCACCAUCUCUGCACUUAAGGGGGUUACAGUUCCUCUGUCACUCUAGCUUCCUCAGCAUCUUUUAACUGUCCCUCUUCCACCACUGAAGAAAACACACACUAUUCCCCUCUCAGCUCUGUAAUGCCGUUCCCAAGCAAAUUUGUUGCAUCUCCUUAAAAGAGCCAGAGAGCCCUGUAGGCAUUGCUGCCUGAAGGCUGGUGCCCCUGGGACUGCAGAGCACUUCUGAUGUCUUUGAGCAAAGGAGCCAGGUGUUGAUCUCCUGGUAAGUAUGGAAUGACAGUUACCUGGAUGCUGACCUUCCUUCCUCCCUUCCUGUUUUCACGACUCAGGAGCAAAUUCAUUUCCCCCAGUCCCAGCCUUGUUAUUUUGCUUUGCGUGUGCUCAGGGGCACUCUUACUUCUCCCUAAGAUUGCAUCGCUUCUUUACUUGUCAUCUUAUCGGUUCUCGUUUGUUGCAGGAGGUCUGUUAAUCAGGAGGAACAAGAAUUGCUCUCAUUUCCCCUUGCCCCCCACAACUGGAGUUUCCCACGACAGGGUGCUGAGCUUCCAGGACUAGGUUAAGAAAAGAAACUGGUGGGCAAAAUGGCCAGGAAGAUGAGCAUCGACCAGCUGGAAGACCAGCUGCUCUGCCCCAUUUGCCUGGAAGUCUUCAAAGAGCCCCUGAUGCUCCAGUGUGGGCAUUCAUACUGCAAGAUCUGCGUGGUCGCGCUUUCAGUUGGCCUGGAGAGCCAGUUCCUUUGCCCGGUGUGCCGGAAGGCUGUGGACUGCAGCAGUUCCCCACCCAACGUCAACCUGGCUCGUAUCAUUGAGGCGCUGCAUGCUGCAGGCAGCUCAGAUCCCAACGAGGAGUCCUGCCCUAACCACCACAACCCCCUCAGCCUCUUCUGUGAGCAAGACCAAGAGGUGAUCUGUGGUCUCUGCGGCACCAUCGGCACCCAUCAGCACCAUAAGGUCACCCCCAUCUCGACCAUCUACAGCCGGAUGAAGGUAAGUGCUUGGAUGGUGUGGGGAGCUUAGGCAGAAGGUGGAUCCUGAACAGAUUCCUGGUGGACCACCAAAUGCCUGCUGGUUGCCAAUUUAGGUGGACCUUGGUCUGAUCCAGCAAGACAGCUUUCAGUGUCUUAAUUUGUUAUUUAAAAAAAAAGGAAGGGAAGGGGCUGUAGUUCAGUAGUAGUGCAUCUACAUUCCUUGGUGAAAGGUAGCUCCAUAUUUUCUCUGGUGUAAUAUGGGGAAGGGCCAUAGUGCCCCUGCCUUGCAUGCUGAAGGUUUCAGCAACAUUGCUAUUUGUUUGGGGGUCUAGAGCAGCCUCCCCCAGCCUGGUGCUUCGUGUUGUGCUUUGGGCGCAAGUGUGUUCUGAAAAGGGGGUGUGGGGAAUCACGUGUAGAUCAGGUGCCUGUGAUCAAGGGCAGCUAGAGGAAGCAAUGAGCCACAAGGUUUGCCUUGAGGCAAACAAAGAGCCUUGGAAAUGGGAAUGGAAAAGCAAAGCAAGGCUGUCCCGGCUCCUUUGAGUGUGCCUGUUACUAGGUAGGACAGAGAUAAGCCAGAAGUGGUCAAAUCUCUCCUGCCCACAAAUGGGUGUGUCUGACUCCCAGCAGAGCCAGACUCUAGUGCUAGCAUAUGCCUAUGCUAACAAUGAGCUUGUGAAUUGAAAGCCCUGACCUUGACCCCUGGCCUGACUCCACCUCCCAGAUAUCUGAACAGGUUGUGUGUGUGUGUGUGUGUGUGUGUGUGUGUGUGUGUGUGUAAAGCCUCUUCCCUGCCUGAGGAGACCCCCAAGAGAUUCUUUUGCCAAAGAAGGCGAUUCUGGCCUAGGUGGAUCAAAGGUCUGAUCCAGCAGAAGGCAACUUACAUGUAUCCUUUCCAUACCUGAGUUUCUCUUUCCCUGGUACCUGGGGUGGGGGCUCCAGAUGGUUGUAGGGGGUGUAUGGCCUAGAAUUCCAUCUUAAAACAGAGACAUAGGACGCUGCAUUAUUCUGAGAGUCAGAGCAUUGAUCUAAGUUUAGUAUUGCCCACCCUAGGGCUGGGAGGUUUUUUCAGUCUUCCAGGCAACCUACCAAGGGGGCCAGGUUGGUGGGUGGGGCCAGAGGCAAAAGUGGGCCGGGCAAUGAAUGUAAAUGUUACCUUGGCACUGUAGCCAUGUUUCUACACGCAGUCACAUGCCCCUCUCUCUCCUCUGUCCAUGAGCAAAAGGUGUUAGUCGAGUUCAAGGACAUAUUUCCAGCCAGGCAAAAACACUCAAGGUGCAAAGCAGAGCCAGGAGGUACAUGGCCUAGGAAGAAGGGGUGGGGCUUGGGAAGAGUUCCAAGGCCCAGGUGAGGUUCCUCACUCCUGGCACACACUGACUGGCAGCAGCUCUCCAGGGUUUCAGCCAGGGAAUAUUUCCCAGUCCUACUAGGAGAUGUUGCCAGGGCUUGAUCCAGGGGCUUCUGCAUGCAAAGCAGCUGUUUUGACCCCACUGACCUAGAACCGUUCCCCUUUACGUCAGCUGGACACUGUUGGAAACGUAACGGCAAGCUGGACUCCCCUUGGCCUGAUCCACUAAAGCUGUUUCUGUUUCCUCAGGAGAAGCUCUCUGCGUGGAUGACAGAGGUGCAGAAGCAGAAGGGGAGCUUGGAUGAGCAUGUCAGCAGGCUGAUGAACAACAAGACGCGCAUUGCGGUGCGUCCAGGGAAUCAGAAUAUAUGUUGGGUCCAGGGAGCUAACUGCGUUCAGCACUGGGAACUGAGUUGUGGAAGUUAACAUCCAGUUUCCAAAAUGUUCAGGUUUCAUUUCAAAAUUAGAUUUAAAAAAUAAAACAAAACCUUAAAUCUGAACCUUAACUCAUACUACUGAAUGAUUUUAAAUAUAAUUUGAUACCUCCUAUAUCCAACAGAAUCUUCAAUGAUGAAUGUUAAAAUGCAAACUUCUUAAUCUUGCUGCCAAGGACACAGGGUCAAGCCAACUUGAAAUGCAAGCUUUGCCACCAGCUUCUCCUACCAAAGAGCGCUGUGGCAGGUAGCCUCUUGGAAACAGCCCCAGAAGACAGUUGCCAGAAUUAAACCCAUGCACACCUCAACUCAAAUUAAGCCACGCCUCAUUCUAGUGUUAAUUGUGUUUCUGGAUUUCCCCCUCAGAAUGAGUCCGAUGUCUUCAAAUGGGUGGUCCGGAAGCAGUUCCAGGAACUGCACAGGUACAUCGAUGAGGAGAAGGCUAGGUUCCUGGGGCGGAUUGAGAGGGAGGCAGGCCAACUUAUCGCCUCCAUCGAAGUCCAGGUGAAUCAAACGACAGACAUCUUGCAGAAGCUGAAGGAGCUGGAGAAUUCCCUGGAGAAACUCAACAACGAAGGCCAGUUGGAUUUCAUAAGGGUAUGUCUGCCUGCCUGGUGCUGUCUGAGGCAGAAAAUCAAAUGGCCAACAACACCUUCUCUCUACCACACAGUGAUUCACAUAGGGGAAAGUUCAACUUGAGGGUUUGGGGGUAUAGAGGAGGGCUAUAGGAGCUGUGGGGUCCAUAAAAGCAGGGGUGCUCUACAGCCCCAAUUCAAUUUGCCCACAUUUUCCACACCUUUCCCUGUGUCCUGCCUCUAAGCCUAAGGUUCUGUUAUAGAUGCUGUAGCAGCAUAAGCUCAUUAAAGCUUUCUUCAUCUCUUGUUUUACAGAAAUACAGAUCUCUUCCCUCCAGGUAUGUUGAAAGGGGAGGGGAAGAGAGAGAGAAAGAAAGUGUGUGUAUGUGUGCACUGUGGAGUCAGGCCAUGCUCCAUGAUCUCUCAGGGGAUCCAUGGAAUGGGCCCAUGGUCAAAAAGCAACAAGGGAUCAGAUGCAUGUCAAUCAUAGUCUCCCCAACCUCCCCCCACCCCAAGAUGCAACACGUAUUCAUUAUCUUCCUCCCAGAGCAAUUAUUUAAUGAAGCUUUCACAAACCUGGUGCCCACCUGUUGCUCUGAACUACAACUCCCAGCUGUGCUGUCUGGGGCUGAAGGGAAUUGUAGUCCACAACCACUGAGCUAUGCCCUCCUACUUUCCUGCAAAUAUGAGGGAGCCACUGCAGAUCUUCAAGGUCAGAGUGCUUCCUCAGCAGCAUCACUCCAACAAUUAAAUUGGGGCCAGGUAGUUGGAAAGCUGUAGCAGAUGAUUAAGACUCAAGUAUUCAUUUUGAGAAAAUCAUGAUGAAAAUCAAUAUUCUGCCCUGCUCCCCCAGGUCUGAGCUCCCCCGCCAGCAUCUGGCUGAUGGUAUGUUCAGCGCAGUCUCCUUUAAGCCCGACUUCCACCAAGAUGACAUCAAGAUGAUGGUGUGGAAGAGACUACUACGCAAAGUCCUCCCAGGUACAGCCGCUGUUGGAGAGGAAGCCAACAGGCUCCUCAGAGGUCUUAAAGCAGCCUUCCUCAACCUGGUGCUCUCCAGGCUUUGUGGACAACAACUCCGCAGAGCCAUUGUAUUGCAUUUAUAAACAGGUUUUUAAACAGCUUUAAGCGGUGCACAAUAUUUCUGCACAUAUACCAUAAUAUACGGUAAAUGUAAGUGUCAUCACACGGCAGUUCACUUGUCCCCAGACAGGUGACACUGCAAACUAGAGUGUUACACCAAGCUGGGCUCUCAGAGCUGCUGGGCCAUCACAGCAGCAUCAGAGGGUGAGGAGGACAUAAAUGAAGAUGGAAGUGGGCAGUUGGGCAGCCCAGAGCAGAGCAGAGCAGCAGGCAGGUGGUCCAAGUAAGCUGUGAAGGUUUGUUGAGUCUAAGGGGAGGAGGUGGGUGGCUUUGGCAAGGUAAAAAGGGAAGAGGUAGCUUUAGUGAAGAGUAAAGGGAUGGGUGGGCUCCUUGUCAUUGUAAAAUUAAUUAUAUUUACCUGUAAAAGGUGGAUUGACCCCUGCUCAGGAUCCCUCCUGAUUUUCACCCCUUCUCUUAGCUCCAGAGAUGCUGAAACUGGACCCAGUGAGUGCGCACCCCAUCCUGGAGCUGUCCAAGGGAAACACCAUGGUCCAGUGUGGGGUGUUCUUCCAGAGGCGAGGCAGCAACCCUGACCGCUUCGACUACAGCAACUGCAUCCUGGGUAACAAGGGCUUCUCCUGGGGGAGGCACUACUGGGAGGUGAUUGUGGGCCUCAAGAGCCACUGGCGUUUGGGCAUCGUCAAAGCCACAGUCAGCCGCAAGGGCAAGCUGAACAAGAGCCCUGAGCAUGGGGUGUGGCUGAUCGGCCUGAAGGAGGGCAAGGUCUAUGAGGCCUUCAACAACCCACGCGUGGUGCUGCCGCUCUCAGCCCGCCCCCAGCGCAUCGGGGUCUACUUGCACUACGAGAAGGGUGAGCUGACCUUCUACAAUGCCGACAGCCCUGACGAACUGGUACCAAUUUACACCUUUCAAGCAGAGUUCCAGGGCAAGCUGUACCCCAUCCUGGACAUGUGUUGGCAUGAACGGGGCACCAACACGUUGCCCAUUGUCCUGCCCACGCCCACCAUGCUGCAGGUCCAAGAAGAUGAUGGGCUCAAUGCCCAGGAGCCCACCAAGUUGUAAGUGGGCAGUUCCUGCCUGCUGAGCUGCAGAGUGAGUGCCAUGUUGCUGCAACUGCAGGGGAGAAAGGCACCAGCCACAGACUGCUCUGCUCCAAAGCAUGGCAAUCUGGACCAGAGAAACCCUGAUCAAGGUGUAACUGGAUUUGUAUUCUCACAAGGGAACAGUCCUCACAUAUACAAGGUGGGCUCCAGAGGUCUGUUUGAGAACCUUUUGCCUUCAGCUCAGCUGAAGGAGUCAGAACAUAGCUGGUUAAUCAAGGAGCCAAGUUAAGCAUCUCAAGAGCAAGUGAGAGAGACAGCUCAAUACCUUUGGGUGCCUGCUUUGAAGAAACCCAGUGAUCCCCCAAGGAGGAGAACUUCCUUUUUUCUAGAUGGCAUGGUCCAUGGAUCAGCUCAGUCAUUCUCUCUGCUAACUGUCCUUGAUGGAAUCUGUUCAACCAACUCACCUUGCCUCUGGGCUGCCUCUAGGAAACAUGCCAGUUAAUUGAUGCUUAAACUUCAAAGGCCCAUUGCUUCCCUCUCUGCCUUUUAGUCUUCCUCACCAGGAAGUUUAAAGGCUAGAUUUCAUACAGCUUCCUGACACAUUGCUACAAUCGUCCUGCAUUUGCCAAUGCCAUGGGGCCACAUUAAAAAGGGGGGAAGAUUAAAGGCUGAAACUGUCCUACCGAUGUCUUUGAAAAUGCUUUCCCAUGACAUCCCUUUGGUCUGCCGCAAAUGCACUUUAGAGCUUGCACCAGAGCAUUAUGUUUAAUCCGUUUUAAUGCACACUUUGCCAACAUUGUGCCUUCAAGAUUACUUGGGCUAAAACGCCACAGCCAACUCAGCUCUACUAUGCCAGUUUUGAUGGGAGUACAGACAUACUGGUCAGGACUGAUGGCACUAGUUUGGGGAAGGCUGGUUAUGGGUUGCUCUUAAGCAGGGGUGGAGAAGCUGUAGCCUUCCAGGUGUUUCCAAACCAUAGCUCCCAUCUUCUCCAGCCAUUGGCCAAGCUUGCUGAGGCUGGUGGAAGCUGUAGUUCAGUAGCAACGGCAGCCCCAUGGACUCCCCAUGCCUGUUCUUAAGUGUUCUAUCCUCCUUAGUCUGAAGCUUCCCUCUCUACCACUUCCUUGAGCACCUAAAAAGUGAGCUUUAGAAAGAUUAAGAAUUGACAGUCCCUACCUGCAGGCUGAAGGGACGCGGGUGGCACUGUGGGUUAAACCACAGAGCCUAGGACUUGCUGAUCUGAAGGUUGGCAGUUUGAAUCCCUGCGACGGGGUGAGCUCCCAUUGCUCGGUCCCUGCUCCUGCCAACCUAGCAGUUCGAAAGCAUGUCAAAGUGCAAGUAGAUAAAUAGGUACCGCUCCGGCGGGAAGGUAAACGGCGUUUCCGUGCCAGAAGCAGCUUAGUCAUGCUGGCCACAUGACCCGGAAGCUGUAUGCCGGCUCCCUCGGCCAAUAAAGCGAUAUGAGCACCGCAACCCCAGAGUCGGUCACAACUGGACCUAAUGGUCAGGGGUCCCUUUACCUUUACCUUUACCUGCAGGCUGAAAGGAACACAAGGAAAGGAGCCUAGAAAUGGAAGAGGACCAUUGAAGCAGUGGUUCCAUCCAUCCAUCCAUCCAUCCAAGGAGCUUCAAGCAGCAAACAUGAAGUUAUCCAGAUUUAUUUUCCUCCUUUGUUUAGUAGACACCCAAAAAGUUUACCCAAGGUGGCUGAAUUGUCCAGUUGUUUUUAUACUAGCUUUGCUUCCCAUGCUUUUGUAACAUGUUCGAUCAAGGGCUUUUUAAAAUUUUGUAUGUACCUAAUUCUGCAGCCUCUAGGCAGUGUAGAAGGAGUAAACAAAUAUUCCUGUUGCAAUUAAAGACUAUUGUGAUGCAGCCACGGUGCAACCUGAUACAGUAGCAGAAUGGGAAAUCCAUUUUUAUUCAUCCUUCAGAAAUACCGAGUUAUUGCCAGCCUCCCGAACUCCCAAAGAGUAUCCACCACAUGGUCCUUCCAGAUGGUGAGGGAUCUCACAGGGAGCAAAUUCCACUGCUGGAAAUGUCUGCUUUCUAGUUGCAGUUCUUGUGCUUGUGCUCGAGGUGGGAAGAAGUCACUGAACGCACCACCAUCCAUUCACGCUAUACUUGGGUUGCUGAUCCAAAGGUCAGCAGUUCGAAUCCCCAUCACAGGGUGAACUCCCAUUGCUGUGUCCCAGUUCCUGCCAACCUAGUCGUUCGAAAGCAGACCAUAGAUAAAUAGGUACCGCUGUGGUGGGAAGAUGAGAUAAGUGCCACACACUAUAAUCUCCUUUGACUGGACUUAACCAUCCAGGGGUCCUUUACUUUUCACCUUUACCCUUUUACCUUACAUGUUGUUGGAUUUUGUUGUUAUUGUUUUGGCGGCUAAUUUUUUUAUGAUGACAAAUGUUGUAUUAUGUAAACCAGUGUGCUUGUAAGCUAUUUCAAGCUCCCCUGCCCCUCUUGCUGGACCAAAACGCAUGAAAUAAACAAAGUUUAAGAAUUGUCA
This is a messenger RNA of Podarcis lilfordi (Lilford's wall lizard), 8439 nucleotides long. Lineage: Eukaryota; Metazoa; Chordata; Lepidosauria; Squamata; Lacertidae. The record is from the annotation of a GenBank genome assembly.